AUGCCAGCUCAAUGCACCAGGUUCCUGUUAAAUCUCAUGAACCAAUGUAAGUUACGUUUUUCUGUCUACGUGCCAUAUUUCGCGGUAGGAUUGGGUGUCGUAUUAAUUUACUAUAAGUACAAAAACGGCUCUACUAAUAGUAAUUCGUCGCAGCCACCGAAUGAAUUAAACGAAGCCGAACUUCAGGCUCCAUUAAAAGAAGAGGUACACUGUUUUUAAUAUUAUUUUCGCGAUUGUAAAAAUAAAGCAUAUAAUGAAACCUUUCUAUAUUAAUUGGUUUGUUGUUUUCUGUAUACCUACGUACUUACUGCAGGCUGCCAAGGAAAAAAUCAAAAUGCUUGACUACAUAAAUUUAGGAAACAGUUCAUUGGAGAUGGGAUCUUAUGAGGACGCCAUUGAAUAUUAUACAAAAUAUUUAUUGCUGUGCCCCCAAUCCGAUCGCCUAUUGAGUGCUCAUGUAUUUCAUAGUCGAGCUACGGCAUACUACAACAUGGUGAACAUUUAUUUAUAAAACUACAUUUAUAGAUUAAUAUAAAUGGGCACAUAAUACGUCCUAAGUGAUAGGAGCAAGAAAAGGCCCUACACCUUAGCUUUCAGAAAUACCUAACAGAUUGAAAAUGUUUAUACAAAUAUAUCUCACCUCCCCCAUAGAUAAAAUGUUUUGGACUUAUAUGCGAAUGGAGAUUUUAACAUUUUUCCAACAUUAUUAUAAAUAAUAACUUAUACUUAUUUUUCUUUUUAGAAUUUGUUAAAGGAAUGUUUGGCAGAUUGUGACAAAGUACUGGAAUUUUUACCAACAAAUAAAGACACUUUAUUUCUCAGAGCAAGGGUAUUAAUGGGCAUGAAAAAUUUGAAACUCGCUGCAGAAGAUGCUACAGUAUUUUUACUGACAAAAGAUAAUAUGCUCCAUUCUAACGAAGAUAUUACAUAUGCAUUUUUUGUAAUAACUGCUUUUGGUAAGAUAUUUCAAUAUCAUAGUAUGAAACAUUAAUGAAACCAUUUUUUUUUUUUUUUUCAUAAUGAUUGGAUUGGUAAAAUAUUUUAAUUUUAACUUUAUAUGAUAACUGUUUUACAACUAACUAAUUAGGAAAUUACUUACAUAUCACAAAUUAAGACAUACUUAAACUAAAUAUAUCUUAUUCCUGUUACACAUUAUAUUUAAUUUGUUAUUUUCUUCUAAGUAGUUAUUUUCAUACUCUUUAGGAAAUUAAAUUAAUCUUAAAAUAUUUUAAUUAGUUCAGUAGGUAUCUAUUUUAUUUAUGUAAAACAAUUUUCGUAAUUCAAUACACUCCAUGUAGUGGUACAUAAGAGUAUUCAUUUUGUUAUGUGAUGAAAUUCACGUACAUAUGUAUGUAUACCAAAGUGGUAACUUGGGAUCUAGAGGUCUUGUACUCUGUACCCUCCCUCCUCUUAAAUCAUAAAUUAAAAAUAGAAAAAAGUUAACAAUAUAGUAACAUAAUUUAACAAGCAAAACAAAUUAUACAUUAAUAUGCACUAAAUUAGUAUAUAUAUAAUAUGUGUUAAGUAUUAGAUCACUAAGUAAGCAUAUGACUAAAAAAAUAAUACAAUUUUAUUUACAAUACCAAAUGUAUAUUAUUUAUUUAUAUUUUUUUCAGCAAAUCUAUAUAUUUAUAACAUCAACUAAUAUAAUUAUUGAUUUAUGCAUGUUUAGAAGUGCAAAGAAUGAUAGGUGUAUCCUGCCUUCAUUCAAAAUCUUUAUCAAUGUUUUAUUCUAAAUAAUAAAAUCUGCAAAUUUAAAAUAUUUACAUUAAUUAAGGACAAAUGAUAAUAUUGGUAUAAAAUAUAUAAAUAAUAUGCAAUGAAUUUGAUAUGAAGAUUUGAAAAAAACAAUUAUGAAAGUCAAAAUUACAUAAAAAAAAACGUGAAUAGUUAAAGUUCCAGAAAUUUACUCGUCUAUAAUUAAAUUUAAAUUAAAAAAAAAACAUUAAAAUGCAACAUGUUGGAAAUAUAGUGAACUAACAUACUCAAUUUUAUUGAAUAGACAAAUCAUAUGUUUAAAUUAUCACAAUCACUUGUUCACUUCAUGUUAUUAAAAUUACUUAUUAAAUUUACAACUCUAGUAAUAAUCAAAGUAAAAAAGAUGAGAUAACUAAGAUAAAAUAAUUAAAUAAUUAUUAAUCUUUUUAUCUAAUAUAUUUAUUUGUAUUAAUAGUUUAUUUUUAUAUAUGUAUACAGAAAAAAAGGAGAUUACUGUCAUCACCUUUUCCAUCAAAUACUCAUAAAUAUCUCUUUAUUCAAAGUAGUUAAGCAGCCACAAAUAUUUUAAUUUUUUUUUUUUAAAAAAAUUGAAUUAGUUGAUUUGUUGUAACUUUUUAAAGAUUUUUUUUGUCAACUGAAUUUUUGCAUUCAAACUCUUUAAUUUUAUUGAACAUUAUACCAAUCAUUCAAAUUAUAUUUAUUUAUUUAGUUAGGUAUGCUUAGAUAGUUAAUACAACUAAACAAAUGGAAUUUAAUAAUAAAAGGUACUUUUGUACAUUUAUAAUAAAUAAAAUAAAAAAUUAAUUUUUAAUGUUCAAAUCGUAAUCAGUUCAUAAAAUAUGUUACUACAAAAUCAUAACUAAUUAUUUAUAGAUGAGGAAACAAUUCAGAACUUUCGAGAUACUAAAGAUUCAAAUUUGUUGUUAAUCAAACAAAUCAAAGAAAUUACCAAUUAUAAGGAAUCAUUCAUUGAUGAAACAUUGAACGCUGUUGAUCCAAAAGUAUUAGACAAAGAACUGAUCAAGUGAGUUGUUUUUAAGUUAUCUACCUAUAAUACCCAUCAGUAAUGUCCAAACUAUUUGAUUAAACUAUGAAAGGGUAGAGAUUGAUUAACAUAGCAUAAGUAGUGGUAGUUUGAAAGCACUAUAGUGCUGUAUUUUAAAAAUUAAAUUAAUUCCAUAGAAAUUUAAUUACAUCAUACUCCAAAUUUGAUAUUUUAAGAGAGAAUUUAUAUAAGGUAUUAGUGUAUGUAUACUAUGCAUAUAGGUGAGAAAUAUUAACUAUUAAAUAAAAGAUGGCGUGAGAUUUAUAAAGGUAGUGUGAUAAAAUAUGAAAAAUAUAGUUUGUGUACCACUGCCUUAUAAGUAUCUACUUUAUUUUGUAUAAUAGUACAUAAUAAGACAAUGAAAAUUGAAUGGUAGUUGAGUUUCAAGACUCAAAUCAAAUUUAGUAAACAAAAUAGGUACUAUUAUAAAAAUGUAUUUUCUUGAAUUAAUUUCGUUGCUGUCCUUGAUAGCUAUUAUCUUUACUGUAAGAUUGGUACUUAAUUAUUUAGAAAUAAGAAAAAAAGCAACUAUUUUAAUUAUUUUAUACUAUAUCAAAGCCUAAAUUGCAAUAGUUACCUACUAAACAUUAACCAUUACUGUAUGUGCUUAAAUGUGUUUCAGAACAAAUAUAAUGGCCUCAAUUAAAAUUCUCAGCAAAUUCAUGGAUAAGUAUAAUGCAGAUACCAAACGAUGUGAUCCAUCAGAUAUAAUUAAACUCAUGCAUUUUAUUAAACUUCAAUUAAAAGCUGCAAUACGAUUGAAAUUAAUUCACGAGACCAAUUAA
Cinara cedri is the source of this 3549-nucleotide messenger RNA. NCBI's taxonomy places the organism in Eukaryota, Metazoa, Arthropoda, Insecta, Hemiptera, Aphididae. The record is from the annotation of a GenBank genome assembly.